AUGUCUGUUGAAGAUGAUGAUUGGGCUACUGCAGUCGACAUUCAAGAAGGACUGACUAAAGUCGAAAUACAACCGACAAAACCAGCGAGCACCGGGAAGAAUAGUGAACAAGAUGAAUUUACUACAUCGUACGGUGAUGAGCAAACCCCAACGCAAGGCGAUCAAAGCUUUUUACGGAAAGUACUGCGUCAAAAACUAGUCACAACUCAGAGCGAGCUAGAAGUACAACAGCGCGAUCCAAACUCACCUCUAUACUCAGUCCGUAGCUUCGAAGAGCUCAAUCUCCGCCCUGAACUUUUAAAAGGAAUCUAUCAAAUGGGGUUCAAUAGACCUUCGAAGAUUCAGGAAACCGCGCUGCCGAUGCUUGUCUCGCAACAGCCGCAAAAUCUGAUUGCUCAAAGCCAAUCGGGGACGGGCAAGACAGCAGCGUUCGUUCUUACUAUGCUGUCGCGAAUUGACACGAGGGAUGAUACGCCUCAGUGUUUGUGUUUGAGCCCUACAUUUGAGCUCGCUCUUCAAACCGGAAAAGUAGUAGAAGCGAUGGGUGCCGCCAUGCCCGACUUGAAAAUUUGUUAUGCUCUGAAAGGAAUCCGCCUGGGACGGGGAGAAAAGGCACGGGGACAGAUUGUAAUUGGAACGCCGGGAACAACAAUGGAUUGGACUGUGAAACAUAAAUCCAUCGACCCAAGCACUAUCAAAGUUUUUGUUCUGGAUGAAGCAGAUGUCAUGAUUGACACGCAAGGCCACAAGGAUCAGACUAUUAGAAUUCACAAAACGCUCGACAAAGAAAAGUGCCAGUUUCUCUUCUUUUCCGCGACUUAUGACGAUGAGGUCAUGAGAUUUGCUGAGAAGAUUGUUCCACAUGCAAAUAUCAUCCAACUGAAGAGGGAAGAAGAAACUCUUACGAAUAUCAAGCAAUAUCAGGUUCAUUGCAGAGAUAUGGAUCAAAAAUACGAUGCUCUUGCGAAUAUUUAUGCCACACUUUCAGUCGGUCAGGCUGUUAUAUUCUGUCACACGAGAAAUACGGCAAAAUGGCUCGCCGAGAAGAUGCACUCAGAUGGCUACAUCGUUGCUCUCCUCAGCGGCGAACUUGACGUUUCCAGUCGAGCUAAGAUUCUAAAAAGAUUCCGAGAAGGCAAAGAGCGUGUUUUGGUGACGACUAAUGUCUGCGCCAGAGGAAUAGACGUCGAGCAAGUCACAUUAGUUGUCAACUUUGAUCUCCCCAUGACGAAGGAUCGCCACGCCGACUUUGAAACAUACAUUCAUCGAAUAGGACGAACUGGAAGAUUUGGAAAGUCUGGCGUCGCCAUCAAUUUUGUCUCUGAUCGCCAUGACGAGAAAAUUAUCAACAAGAUCGGGGACCACUUUUGCUGUUCGAUCCCAGUCCUGGACGCGGGCGAUUACGAUGACUUGGAGGACAAACUAGCGGAAAAAUGA
Oikopleura dioica is the source of this 1437-nucleotide messenger RNA. NCBI's taxonomy places the organism in Eukaryota, Metazoa, Chordata, Appendicularia, Copelata, Oikopleuridae. The record is from the annotation of a GenBank genome assembly.